ACGUACACACAUAACACAAAAAACCACACCUAUACAUGAUGAGGGCCAACAAGCCCGAAACACAGAUCUCUGCAUCUUUUUUCUCUUGGCAUCACAUGGUUUUUUCUACAUGUAAGUAUACACACCCAGCAUAGCACGCUGUUUCUGUCAAGUUAAGAUCCAUAUUAUGAUAGUCAGUAUAAAUUUGAAUGCUGGAUAAAAAAAUUGCACAUAAUACGCAUGGCUUGCACAGGGCUUCUUUGUGGUUUGUAAGAGCGGAGACGUGAUGCUACUCUAGCCGGUGUUUCCAUGUACUGGGCUCGUAGUUUCUGUAAACGCACACGCACGAGUUUACUACAGGGAGCUUGUAGAGGUGACAUGGCAACUCUUGUAACCCAGGAGUAUUGGUUACAGCUAUAAUGGAGAGCAUAAGGCUGCAUGCAGUGUUAUUCCCACUUAUGUGCAGUGGGCUCAAAAGUGGUUUAAGGAUGUGUGUAAGUACACGUCAUAACAGGUGGUGGGGAGUACAAAGGUCUUAUGUAGCAGAGAGACUGUGCAGUACAGGGCUAUAGUGCAACCUCUUAGAGAACCUUAGGGGAAAGAAAAAUUUUGUGAAUUUUGCUGAGGGACCAGCUCAAGUUUUUUCUCUUCGAAAUUUGUGCACGCAGACAAUUUUGCACAGGGGGCAUGGCAACGUGUAAAAUUUUAUCCACAAAAUCCUUUUUUGCCGAGAAAUCCUUUUUCUCUCUCGAAAUUCCCGCUAUACCAUAUACACGUCGGACUGGUAUAAUGAUGUAAAAUGACUUGAAAAUUAUCAACGAUGACUUUUGUGUGGUGCUAUUCCCCUAGGGAUGGUCAUUGCAUGAUUACGAAGGUAUGUAUGCUAACUUUCGUGUCAUAAUAACUAUCUGCAUAGUAGCCGGUAUAUGUAUAUAGUGUCUGUGUAUAAUAUGAUGGAAGUUGAGUGUUGCUACAUUGGGUCAUUGACAAGCUUAGUCUUCCAGGAAAUGUAGUAGCCUCAGGGUUAAUCAUGCAGACAAAUAUCACACGCCAAAAUGCACAUUUGAGGUCCUGCCCAUAGACAAUAGCUGCCCGUGGUGUGUGAGCACUCAUACAUCACUAAGUACGGUAGUACUUAGUAUAUAGGGGUACCUAGCAUCAUGGAUGUAUGGGGCUAUGAUAGGGAGUUUUGUACGUAACGUAAAAGUACGUAAAUUGCUGCACAUAAAAUAGUACAGCACGCAUACUGUAUGCGUGUAGUACUUAGUAUAUAGGGGUACCUAGCAUCAUGGGAGGGAGUUGAUAGGGAGUUUUGUACGUAACGUAAAAGUACGUAAAUUGCUGCACAUAAAAUAGUACAGCACGCAUACUGUAUGCGUGUAGUACUUAGUAUAUAGGGGUACCUAGCAUCAUGGGAGGGAGUUGAUAGGGAGUUUUGUACGUAACGUAAAAGUACGUAAAUUGCUGUACAGCACGCAUACUGUAUGCAUAUACGGAAGUACAAUACCGCGUACACGUUACCUGUGUGUGUGUAUACAGAGGCAGAAAGGUUUGUGUGCAUAACACUAAACUUUCAAACUGUGCCACUUGCUUGCGGACCAUAUGCGCCGGUGUUUUCUCAAGCCGGUGGCUAAACAAAACGCUGUUUACAGAAAACAGCAUUACCGUGGAUACCGGUGUGUUUUCAGUGGUACCAUGCAUUGCCCAAUGUAUUAUACAUGGAUGUUUUUACAUGUACGUACUUGUGUGCAGGUGUUCUGUGUAUUAUAGUGACAGGGAACAUGUGUGCCAGUGUAACAGUGAGAGAUUUUUUGGAAGUGUAUAAGUUACGGGAGGACACAUUAUCACGCUGAAUUAAAUGGCAGAGUGUCCAUUACUAUUCCUUUCCUACCCUCUCUUUCACCAUCUUUCUCCCUCCUUUCUUCCUCCACCUCUCCUCCCUCUAUCCUCCCUAUCUUUUUUCUUAGCCCAUCACGAUAAUAGGUCCCCCGGAGUGCUGUACGGAGGCCUGUUUUCAAAUCAUGAAGAUCAUGCAGAACGAACUACUCAUGACCAGCGGGAUGCUCGAGAAUGGUAAAUUUCACGAACCCCUGCCAGUGGUUCCCCUGAAAGUUCUGGCCCACAACGAGCUAGUCGGUCGAGUCAUCGGGAAAGGAGGCAACACCCUCAAGAGAAUCAUGUCAGAAUCCGGAACCAAAAUCACAAUCUCAAAAUUGAAAGAUCUCACUGCAUACAACAUGGAAAGAACAAUAACCAUUCUGGGAACAAUUGACAACUGCAAAAAGGCAGAGUCGCUGAUAAGUGCAAAACUGAGGGCCUCGUACGAGAGUGACAUGGCGCAGUUCAUCCCAGUUAGUGAGCAGACCCAGGGAAUUUACUCCCAGCCUCCCAACCUCUCCCCCUCUCCGACAAACAUCCCUCCCUCCCCGAACCCGCUCUCCUCAGACUUCCGUCGCAUGCCGCAGUCGCUCCCGGCCACGCCCACCAGCGUCCGAACCUUCACCGAUUUUUCCGGCGAGCACAAACGACUCACGACUCUACACGGAUCCACAGGUGCCCUGGAGGUCAGCAAUCUCGGCGGGUUCAAGCUGGGAUCGGCCAUCGCCAUGAGCUCGGGGUUAAACGGCAUGAUGAACGGCGCAGGGAUUGGUGGUGGAGGGGUUAACGGAAUUGGAAUGAACGGUGGAGGAAUGGGCGGAGUCCAUGUUGCCGUCGGGCAGGGCUCCGUUCCGCUCCAGGGAAAGUAUUCCGGAGCUUUCGAAUCGUCCAUCGAUGGUUUCGUGAAGAGCGGUGCCAUGAGCACUCCGACCACGCCCCUCCCGGAGUUCGUUCCCAUGACGAUAUCCAACGGAAUGCGGGGAGUCAACGGUGUCGGGGGUGGGAUCACGAAGACCUCUCCCCCUGGCCCCCUGCACACUCCAAUUGCCGAAGUCGAUGACGAAAUCUCGGAUGUCUUCACCACGCUCUCAGUGAAAGACCCGAUGGUGGCCGCACCCGGUUACGGUCGCGGGCGUUUCCGCAGGAGCAGCGCACCCGUGAACACAUCGAUGCAGCAUGUGUGGGGGUCCGUCACCGUGGGGGAACUGGCGGGGGAAAUUUCGACCCCCAAUGGGGGUCCUUCCCUGGAUGUGGUGGGUGCUGGAGGAAUGGGCGGGCUCAUGGGCGGUAACCGUGGAUACGCAAACUCGACGGUGUCGUCGGGGUCGGGGUUCAACGGGUGGAAUGCUCCCACGGCGCUCUCUGGUGUUCCCGUGACAACGGUACCUCCGCAGACCCCGGCAACGGCAUCCAACAUUUGGUCAGGUGGCCUCCAGCCCAUGGUGACCUCGCAGCAAGGAAGCCGACCAAACAGCCAAACCAGCAGCUACUCCAACUCCUCAGAGCCCGGAAGCUCCUCCCUCUCUGCGUUCAGCCCCAUAUACUCCCCGACGAUCGGCAACUCGUCAAACGGGUUUUUCUCGCAGCAGGAACCGGUUUCUUCCUCAUCCUCCGGUCUCUUAGUGUCGGCUAGCCCCCUUGGAGUGACCAGCUCUGAAAAUCAUAAUCAGCCAGCUUUCAAGGCUAUCAGUAUGGCAGUCUCCAACUGCUCCAAUUUCUCCGCUGACAGCAUUCCGACCAGCACCAUCACAUCAGUCAUCCCAGAGGAAGAUGAUCUUUUGCCAACAUCCUGUGCAAUGGACCACGGCUUUUCCAACGAACUGCCCAUCCCCGCAAUCGCUUCACACUGGUGAAACUCCGCCCCCUGACCACACCCCCUAUUACCUCACUGCUCCUUCACUGUACCACUAACUACCCUUGAAACCCUCCCACCCAUGUGUGCCGUCCGCAAAAUUUCGAUUUUCCCCCCUCUCGAUCGACAAUACACAACAGUCACUGUCGCCACAGUGUCUGUUACCAUGACAACGUCUCUGUUACCACGACAACAAACUCUCCUGUCCCUCUCUCUGUCAUCAGUUACCCAAUGUCAAAAAAUCAUGUACAUACCUGUAUUCGCAUCUCGAGUUUGAUUCUCUCGCCAGCCGAAAUUUUUCAUACCUGUUUUCACUCCAUUUAACGCCCGCCGUCUCUAUAAUUCCCCAUUCUCGCUCCCAACACAGCAAGUCACUUUUAUCUAUCUCACCCCUCACCCCUCACCCUGUCCCUUAUUUUUCUUGGAGUCUCAGAAAUUCAGUAUACCUGAUUUAUAUCGUGCCCCUUACAUUUCUCUCAUCACUUUCAAGUUCUAGCCCUCAUCAUGUGUAUAUACCACGCCUCAGUCCCAAUCCGUUACCGUAGCAACCGACUUUCCUGUUACUAUAUAUAUAUAUCAGCCGGGUGACUAAAAAUAGAUCUGUACAUUAUUAUAUCAUCAUGACUGCUCAUCAUUAUUAUCGCAUCCACCGAACUCCAAACUAGCUGUAUGUUGUACUUAGCGUCAUUUGAUUCGAACCGAAACUUUUUCAAUCCAUUUUUUUCUCGUACAAACUCAUUCUUCUCUCUUCUGUUCAAAUCUCAUUCAUUCAUUCUCAAGAAGACCACUUAUAGCCAGCCAACCAACUAACCAGCUAGCCCACCGAUACUUCAUAUAAACAGUCUGUGAGUUUCCUUCCACACCCGGCAACCGAGAGACAGCAAAGAAAGUGACAUGACAUUAUCACAGGUAUCGAAAGCAGACAACUCGACAUCAGCCGACCUGCAAACACACCAUUUGUGCCGUUCGUGUCUGCAGCAAACACGAGACUCUAUGGUUUCACUUUCAGAUUGUGUGCAAGUGUUUCGUGUGUGUGUGUGUGUGUGUGUGUGUGAUGCAAACUGUUGAUUUUCACUUUGCGUGCAUGUCCCAUCAUUUCUCUUCCGUGUGUGUGAACAUGUCUCUGCGUGUGUGUGUGUGUGUGUGUGCGUGUGAUAUUCUGCCGGCAAAAUGACUUCCAUUCCAUUCCCAUUCCAUCUGUGUCUGAUUCCCAUUCUCCCACGUUCUCACGUUCCCUCUUUUCACCCCCAAAAAUUCUCUCACAUGUGUGUGCAUAGUUACGUAUGUAAGCUCAACCACCACAGCUAAUACUGUACCACCUUUUUGUUCAUCUGUGUGAAGAUCAGCCCAGAUUUACAAUUUAUAUACAGUCCCUCUCACAUGAUUUUAUAACCGAUAUCCCACAACGACCGAGUGUGUACGUGUGUGUUAGUGUACUGUGUGUUAGUUUCAGCAUAGAUGUAGAAUUCAGAGCCGUUACAGCUGUUUUCAUCAAAAAACCUUUAUCCAUUCAUGUACAUAUUAGCGUCGUCGUCGUAAUAGUUAGACAUGUCUUUCAGAUUUCACUCAAUAAUUCUUAUCACUUUGUGAGCGUGUAUGUACUAAUGUUCACAAUGUGUGUAUAUAUAUAUAUACAACCACAAGUGGUGCGAUCACAAAGUGUGUAAAUUCUCCAUAAUAUCAAUUGCAUGAUGCUCAAUGGCACCAGCGAUAUUACGUAGGUAUAUACAAUAUAAAUUAGGAUUCCAAAUUACAUCAUGAGCUUCUCUUGUAGUCGGGAACAAAGAUUUUGAUUCCGACUUCAGUUCUACGAGGUCGCUGAUUAGCCCCGCCCCUUUCAUCAAGUAGGUCCGUGGACUUUAAUUUUCGUCUAAAUAGAGAAAGAAAUAUCGAAAAAUCCGUUAUCGUAAAGCAGGAUUGGUUUGGAUAAGGAUAAUGGUUUGAAGGUAUGCUAAAAAGUGAUGCAAAAACCACUAUUUACGUAGCACUGAAAAUGCAGCCCUUUGGGGUUUGUAAUGAUCAACAAAUUGCAAAUUGGCAUAUUAAACUCAUUA
Geodia barretti is the source of this 5763-nucleotide messenger RNA. NCBI's taxonomy places the organism in Eukaryota, Metazoa, Porifera, Demospongiae, Tetractinellida, Geodiidae. The record is from the annotation of a GenBank genome assembly.